Messenger RNA from Macrosiphum euphorbiae (potato aphid), 2115 nucleotides. The record is from the annotation of a GenBank genome assembly. Lineage: Eukaryota; Metazoa; Arthropoda; Insecta; Hemiptera; Aphididae.
AUGGAACUCUCAAUUAAUUUUGAACAACUACAACUAAGAUCUGAGUAUUUACAUACUAAUUCAAAACAUACACACUUUCAUGAGAAUAGUGAAAAUGAAUUGUUUGUUUCGUGGGACGAUUGUGUCAUGGUUUUAUAUUCAUUAGACAGUUUACCUGAAGCUAGUCUUUGGAACCCCCUUGAACCUGUGAUUGUGCCAAUAAGUAAUCCAAUAAUAACAAUAUUAACCUUUAAUUCAAGAAUGUAUUGUAUUGAUAAAACUGGAUCUAUAUAUUAUCUAAAACAAGUUCAACGAGAUUCUCCAGACUUAUUUGAUAGUUCCCUGCCUGCUCAAGUUACUCAACAGCCACUGUCCUCCAAUUAUGAGUGGAAAUCCUGCUACUCUCAAAAGUGUCCAUGUGAAAUAUUUGAAGCAACUAGCUAUUCAGAUGGAAUUGCUGUAAUAAUAGCACUGGAAGAAUGGAUAAUAAUACAGAUGUUAAAAAUUACCAUUAAUGAUGAUAAUGAACCAACUGUAGUUAAUACCUGUAACAAACAAAUUAGAUCUAAGAAACCGUUUCCAUUUGUAGUUACUUCGUUUACAUCUUGUACUUGGAGAGAUUGGUUCAGUAGCCAACGGGCUAUAGAACUUUUCGGAUCAAAUGUAAUUGACAGUCUAGAUGUCUUCAUAAUAGCAACAGAAGAGUCAAAAGUAUAUUGUACAACAUCUAAUGUGACCAGUAAAAAUAUUUCAUUAUUUUUAAAUAGUCCACAAGAAAUUGUACAUAUUCAAUUUUGUGAUUUUGAAACGAAAAAAUUGGUGUUGGUGUCAUCUAAUGGAAUACUUAUAAUCAUGAACUGUGUUGAAAAUAUUCAUCCUUCGUUCAUUUACCUGGCAGUUACAAAAACGGUUGCUACAUUUGUUGUUGAUCAUACUGUGAUUUUAAGUGAUGGUAUCCAUUUGUUUCAGAUAACAUUGGAUAAACUAUUUUCUAAAAUAGUCAAACAAGUUGUAACUCAGUUGAAAGGAGUUAUCUCAUUAUGCAGAUUUCAGUCCAAUACAAUUAUUGCAAUGACCCGAUUAAAUAAAGUGUAUAAAUUAUCUGCUAAACUUGAAGUGAUCACUCGAGAAGAACUAAAGUUUAAAUUUAAUGAAAAAUCAAUUUUAGAAAACAUAAAAAAUCUUUGUAAAAGUAUACAGUCUUUAGAAGAGCAACAUGAAAAUAUGAAUAAAUACAUAAAUGCAGUGUCUAUUGUUGCUCGCCAAGAUUUAGUUGCUCAAUUUUGUUCAUUAAACAUUUUAAUCUAUUCAGGUGCUAAAGCUGUCAAAUUAGGAGCUUGCCAAGAUGAAUAUAUUUUUGCAAUCAAACUCUCUACAGACUGUUCAUGGUUGUCAUUUCCAGCUUCAAUUUGGCAACUUUUGGUUCGUAUUACUGACAGUAACAAUUUGUCGUCAAAUUGUGCCCUACAUUCUUUUGAUGUUGAUCUCUUCGACAAUAAUCACCCAUUAAUGGUGAAACACCGUUUAUUGGCUACAGUUGCUGAAAAUUGUACAUCUGGUUUAGUACACUGCGAAUUGGUGUGUCAAGUACAAAAUGAUUCAAUUAAUCGCUGUUUGAUUAUUCCUUUGAAUCCAAUAAAAUUGAAUUCGUUAUAUUUUGUCAAAGCUGAAAAACGAGAAAAGAUACUGGUGAUGAAUCCUUUGGAAGAUAGACAUAGAAAUGUUUUUAAAUUUCCAGAAAACUUAUCAUUAGUAGAUUGCUUAACUGUUAUUACAAACCGAAAUAAACAUAGAAUUUCAAAAUCAUUUUAUAAAAAUAUAAUUGAUAAUAUGCCAAAAACAUUAUAUUUGAAUUAUUUUGGAAAAAUAGUUUCAAUGGUUUUAGAUGACAAAAUUACGAAAACAAUCAUCCUGGAGUGUCUAGAUCAAGAUGUUUUGGUUGCAGUUCGUAAUGGAAUUUUUAGUGAACUUUCAAAUGAUCAACCGGCAAUUAUAAAAUUGUCAGUUCUUGCAGACGUACAAAAACAACUUUGUUUAAUAGAAGAAUUGUCAAUUAAAGAUCGCCAGAACAAACACAUUGUUAAAGAAAUUAAAACUAAUAUUCAAAACCAAAUCAGUAAUCAUCUACCUAUGUAA